Molecule: messenger RNA, 5464 nt
Organism: Hemicordylus capensis (graceful crag lizard)
Lineage: Eukaryota; Metazoa; Chordata; Lepidosauria; Squamata; Cordylidae
Exons: 3
Coding region: 416-3094 (892 amino acids)
Molecular function (GO): protein dimerization activity
Source: RefSeq, a predicted model, not a curated record
UGCUUUAUCUCUGUGCGGUUCCACCUCCUACCCUCUGCGCAUGCUCGACUUUUAGACCCGCGCUUUGCCUUCUCGGUUCCCGCCUCCUCUGUGUUCGAAAAACGGACAGCAUUUUGGAGUCCCUGCCUUUUGGUGCAUUGCACAUACGCUGCUGAAAACUUGCCGUUGUUUUCCCCGGGAAGCUGCAGAACGAGGCUCGUGUGGACUGGAGAGAAGCUGCGCCCGCCGUGCCUGUGCAGGACCAGUGCAGGUGUGCUCUCCAAAUUUCGGCAAAGCAGUGAAAGACUGACCGGGACUAACCGAACCCCCUGUGCCUUCCCUUCGCUGGCGAGCACCAGAGGCAGAACUACACUUUCUCUGGGAGGAAAGGCUGAAUUGUUUGGGGUCCCCCGCCUUCUGCAGUUUUAAUAAAACCAUGGUGCGACGUUCCCUCACGAAGAAGAAGGAAAGUGGAGCUGAAGGACGGAAGAGACGAAAGUUGGAGGCGGAGGAAGCCAAGAAGUUGAGCAAGUUCUUCAUGUCUUUCUUUGAAAAGCCCGGAACAAGUAGUUCAUCACCUUCCAUGGAGUUGCCUGCACCUGCUACGAUUUUGUUAGAAUCUGAAAGUGGAGCAAGUACAAAUGCGUCACCAGCCGAGGAUGAGGAAGUCAAGUCGGAGAAGUUCGAGUAUGACGAGAUUAAGAGUGAGGCUGCCACAGAGAACAUGGACAUGACAGGAGGGGAAGGUGGUGGUGAUAUUGAGUUUAUUGAUGAGAUUUUACCUGACAAGACUGAACCUGAUGUCACUGAACCUAGUAAACUGGAUGGUGUCAAAAAGCCUCAAACUGUCAUACUAGAAGUGAUUGAACAACAUGACAUUGGACUUCUGAAGUUCGACAAAGAUACUGGAAAAGCAAUUCUGCCUGACACAUUGAGAACAGAAAUAAUAAAGCUGGGUUCAAAGUAUUUCCAGAACAGUGAGGGGCCUUUCCUACCAACAAAUAACCGCUCAAUGAGCAAAACUUGGUUCAAGAGGAAAUUGGGAAAUGGUCAUGGUGUGGAAGUGACUCGCUCAUGGCUGGUCUAUUCCCCUUCUAAAAGGUCUGCAUUUUGUAUCUGUUGUCUUCUCUAUUCCCAGUCAGGCCAUCAGUCCUCAUUGGAACAGGAAAGUGGAUUCAACCACUGGAAAAAACCAGAAAGGAUUAGUGUUCAUGAAAAGGCCGAGAAUCAUCGGAAGUGCUUCAUACAGUGGAAAGAAAUGGAAAGAAAUUUAGUUAAAAACAGAGGAAUUAUUGACGCAGUACUUCAGCCACAGAUUGCAAAAGAAAAGCAGGAGUGGCAGGAUAUCUUGACGAGAAUCCUUCACUGCAUAAAAUUCCUUGCGACUCAGAACCUGGCAGUACAAGGACACAGGGAGUCACUUCAGCUAGGCAAUGACGACUCCAAUGUAGGAAAUUUCCUUGGCUUAUUGAAACUACUGGCCAUCUUUGACCCUGUCAUGAAAGAACACCUCACUCAUAUGGAAAGUCAUCCUGGAUCCACAUCUUAUCUUUCACCGGGUGUCCAGAACGAAUUCAUCCACAUGAUGGCAUCCACUGUUCGCCAGAGUCUGCUGAGCAGCAUUCGUAAGGCCAAGUACUAUGGUCUCAUGUUAGACUCAACUCCUGAUAAGGCACACAGUGAGCAGAUGUCAGAAGUAGUGAGAUAUGUGGAAAUUGAUUGUGAGAGGAAAGCAGUCCAUGUUAGAGAGUCCUUCCUUGGUUUUAUCCAGGUAAACCGGAAGGAUGCUGAGAGCUUGGUUGAAGACAUCUUGAAACAGUUAGAGAAGGAUGAAAUGGAGCUACAAGAUUGUCGGUCACAGUGCUAUGACAAUGCUGCUGUGAUGGCUGGACACAGAAGUGGUGUUUAUCAAAGAAUAAGUGAGAAAAACAACCUGGCAGUGUUUGUGAGUUGUGACUAUCGCUCACUCAACUUGGUGGGUGUACAUGCAGCCGAACAGGAUACAAUGAUGGCCACAUUUUUUGGAACCAUCGAAGCUCUCUAUGUGUUUUUCUCUCACUCAACACAACGCUGGGAAAAACUCAAAAACGCCGUGCCUGUGGUUGUUGAGUCAGAGUCUGAAAGCAGGUGGAGUGCAAGGGCAGAAGCAGUGAAGCCUGUCAACAAGUACCUUAAGGAGAUACUUCAAGUUCUUCAGGACAUGAUAGACAAUGAAAAUGAGACCAGUGAAACAAGAAGUGAUGCAAGGCAACUGUACAACUGCAUGUUGAGUUACGAUUUUCUGACUUUGUUAGGAUUCUGGAACAAAGUACUCAUUCGCAUUGACCAUAUUCAAAAGAGGCUGCAGGAUCCUAGCACUAACUUCCACGAUGCUGCCCUGGAAUUGAAAGCCCUCCGGGAUCAUUUUGAUGAUGAAAGAGAAGUGUUGGUCAGUAAGUCACUCGAAGAAGGACUUGGUCUCUGUCAAGAAUGGAAUAUUGCAGUUGAAAGAUAUCAGAUACAAAAGAAACAAAUGGCUGAUGAGAACUCAAGAGAUGCUGGGUUAACAGCUAAGGAGGAAAUGGAAAGAGUCAUGAAGGGAACACUCGACCAUCUUCACAGAGAAAUGGACGAAAGUUUCACUCAUUUGCACAACACAGACGCCAAGUUUGGCUUCCUUCUCGAUAUCGAGGGACUGUGUUACGGUGCCAAGAGAAAUGACCUAAAGAAGAAGUGCGAAAAUUUUGCUGAAUUGUACAGCUCUGAUGUUGAUGGUGGAGAGCUAUAUGAAGAAAUUUUGGAUUGCAGAAUGUUGCUAUCAGUUCGGACCAACAUGAAAAUAUCAAGACCUGAAGAGCUUCUCAAAUUUCUUAUUCAGUAUGGAGAUAAGAGCGUCUUCCCCAAUCUUUGCAAUGCUAUUCAGAUAAUGCUAACCAUUGUAGUUUCCCUUGCCAGCUGUGAGAGAUCAUACAGCAAGCUAAAACUAAUACUUCCGUAUUUGAGAGCCUCUAUGGGUCAAGGUGGACUCUGUGACCUUGCUCUGCUGAGUGUAGAAAGAGAAGAAACGGAAAAAACUGACUUUGAUCACAUAGUAGACCAAUUUGCAUCAGUGAAAGCAAGGAAGGUGCAGUUAUAAUUUUCAUGUAGUGCCAUAAUUUGUUGAUUAAAAGAUUAAUUGCAUUUUUGAGCUGAUAUUAUCGAAAAGUUAUCUGAAAGAUGGAUGUCAGUCAGAUGUUUGGACAGGGGUGCAAUUUCAGUGCUUGCCCUAGGUACUAUUUUCUAGAGACGCCUCUGGUUGAGUGCAGACACUAGAUACAGAUGCUGCUUAAGUGCCAUCUUCACAGUGUGCUUAUGAUCUCCACAUAGUCUACCAUACCAGUAGCCUUUAAUAUUGGUGCAAAUGGCAUUGCCCACUGGGCCUGUGCAUUUGUUCUGGAACUCCUUGUUCAAUAACAUGCUCAGCUCUUCCUCAUUUUUUUCAUGCAGAUCAAAAGGCACAUUCUUGGUUUUCAAGCAAAUUGGUGCAAUUGAUUUUUAUGCUCUUUUUUACACUCCCAGUUUUGCAGACACCACAUAGGGAAAUUUCUUAACAACUUCUGAAAGCUGGCCUGCAGUAUGAGUUCCCUGGACAGUUUCAUACAGAGGGAAAGAGAAGGGGCUUGGUAGUAAAGCAUCUGCUUUGCAUGCAGAAGGCCCAGGUUAGGUCCCUGGCAGCAUCUCCAGGUAGGGCUGGCAGAGACUGCUGCCUGUAACCUUGGAGAGCCACUGCCAGUCCGUGUAGACCAAGGAUGCUCAAAUUUGGCCCUCCUGCAAAUGUUGGCUGUUGGCCACUGUGGCUGGGGAUUAUGGGAGUUGUAGUCAAAAAACCAGCUGGGGGGCCUAAGUUGAACAGGCCUGGUGUAGACAAUACUGAGCUAGAUGGAUCAAGGGUCUGGCUCAGCAGAAGGCAGCUUCCUGUGUUCCUCAAGAAGCGAUUGUGCUGCCCUUCUGUUAUGCUGAGCGGAAGCUUCCUCUGAAAGCAGCCAAACUGCACGUCCACAAUACAGCUUACAGCAAGAUCAGUGGCAGAGAACAUGCUUUGCAUGCAGAUUAAAUGUCUGUUACCCCACAGGCAGUAGGGUUGCCAACAUUCCAUUGCCUGAACUCUUGGUAACACAAGUCCGGUGGAGUGCAUGUGUGUCGUGGGGGCGUCAUCCCAUGGGUAAUCAGAAGCCUGAGUAGCAAUGCAUUUGUAACAGCAACAAAACAGCACAAGCCCCAUGAGAUCACAAAGCUUCUUGUUCACACAGACCAUCCCACUUAGACAUGGAGCAAGUGAUAGGUGAAAAAUUCAGAAAAUCCCUCAGCUUUACACACACACACACACACACACACACACACACACACACACCAUCUUCCCAUUUUGCCAUGGCUGUCACUGAAAGCCUCACUGAAAGGUUGCUUUAUAUGCUAGAUGUGGUGAGUCAGUUAGUGGGAGCCUGUGGCUCUGUUUGCAAUUGACAAGGAAAUGUUUUGAAAGAUGUAAACAAACCCGGCCAAUUGUUUGCAGAGCAAUUGGGGCUUCUUUUGGGAACUUUGUUGUUUCUUUCUCAUUAUAAUAUGGACUUCAGCCAGACUUCAAAGGGUUCAAAUGCACUGAGGGAUGAGGGGGAGCCUCAGGCUCUUCCAAGAAUAUGAGGGAACAGUGUCUCGUAAGGGACAAGCACUUUUUGCUUCCGAUAUGGGACCUUCUUGUAUAAUACGGGACGGCUGGCAACACUACCGGGCAGAGCUAGAAACAGAGGUGGCCCAAAGCUUUGCAGGACUUGAGGCAAGGCACCCAGUGUUGCCUUGCCCCACAUCCUUUGUGGGGUCCAGUCCAGCCCCCCUUUGAAGCCAACCCUUGCAAGUGCUCAGGGAGAAGGGAAGCUUGCUGACAGCCUCAUCUUCUUUCCUUGCGCUUCUUGCAAGCUCUGCAAAGAGUAUAAGGAGAAGUGUGCCAUGCGAAGCUUGCAAGGGUCAGAUUGGUCCUGAAAAGCUGCUCCAGUGGUGACAAGGGGGGUGGGGGAAUCUUGCUGUUCUGCUGUACGGUUGCCAAAUUCAAGCUUCCCAAAUUCUGAUACACAGUCUUCAGUGAAAGGCAGGAUUACAAGUGAUGUAUGGCAAAUUAGGUAUUGAAGUGCACAGCUUGACAUAAGCAACCCCAUUUUGUUUAACUGGUCUCAAGGAUCUGCUUUGAGCUUUGUCAGUAGUUCUUGGAUCUGUUUACUGGUACUUUUCCCUUUGCUUAAAGUCAGAGUAACCUUUCAGCUAGUGCUGAAAGAUAAGGCUGGGAUGGACCGGCUGGCAGUCUGCACACGUUUCCUAACCUUGGUUAGUCACGAUGAUGAGCUUGCUAUGCGGUUGCAUUCUGUAGAAUAAUUUUGACUAUAAAUAUAUUGCUUUCUGUAUGAGUCUGGGUCCUGCUCUUUGACAUGAGUCGAGCAGCACCUUUACUGCUUAAGAGUAAAUAAAGCUUUGCUCGUAA